Molecule: messenger RNA, 1372 nt
Organism: Colletotrichum navitas
Lineage: Eukaryota; Fungi; Ascomycota; Sordariomycetes; Glomerellales; Glomerellaceae
Exons: 2
Coding region: 346-942 (198 amino acids)
Source: RefSeq, a predicted model, not a curated record
CUUUAAGUGACUGAAAGCUUGCAACGAGGUUCGCUCUGCCGGUGACGGACGGGGGGAUGGACUCAAACUUCGUAUCUGACACGCGAGGCACGUAUGUGCCUCUGUAAACAUGGGCCGAGGCAGCAGCGUUUUCUGCAUCUAUAUUAAUCGUGCACGCUCGUCCGCGUCGCCCCCAUCCGCCAGGGCCGAAUUGUUCUUCCUCUUCUUCCCCCGGACAAAAACAGGACACAUCGGCCCACCCCCAUUAGGGACUCACCGCUGGUGCAGUUGUUUCCCGCUCCGUUUUGUCUCGAAACUCGUGCCAACUGCCGUCUCGCACCCACCCUCCCCUCAUCUCUCUCCGACAUGGAUCCCAUCCGCGCCCGUAAACGACCCACUCCGGGAUCGGGGACAGUACAGCGGGUCCGGCCAUCCGCCCGCCAGGUGUCCGAGACGAGGCCGGACCAGCGCGUUGGCUUCACGGACCUACCGGCCGAAAUCCACCUCCUCAUCUCCCAGCAGCUCAUCUACCCCGACGCGCUCUCUCUGAAGCACACCAGCAGCUACUUCUACUACCUCGUCGACACGGGCGUGCGCCUCAAGGUGGAAUGGCUCAUGGAGCGCCGCAUGCUGCACCUCGAGUGCCCCAAUGAUAGGCGGUGCGACCUCGGCAGUGACCUUCGCUUCUGCAGAGGCAGCGUACCUCUUCUGAUGCAGAGACGGCGAGAACACAUGGAGUGCGAGUCGAGACCGGGCCUCGGCUGCCUGGUCUACGGCACGUCCGUGUGCUCCCACCGCCGAAAGAUCAGCGCGCGAUGCCAACGCUGGCUGAGGCGCAGGCUGACGGUGGAGCUGUGGUGGGUUCUGCUCGCCCUGCUGCCAGUCGUCCUGUGCUGGCUCUGGAUGGGCGAUGUCGUGGCAUGGACUCCCGGAAGCACUACAGGUUUGAGCCCUUCGCCAUGACAGAGUCAUAUGAUUCGGCGACGAACUGAAAAGCUUUCAACGGGGGCGUCUAUUCUUAUCUCUCGCCUUUUUCAGAAAGGGAAUGCACAAGGCGUCGUGGCAUAGUAUAUUCUUCUUAGAUCCUUGUGAUAGUUUGCCUGGUACCUUACUUGAUGGGUGUCUCAAGCGCUAAGUGACUCUAUUGGAAUGAUGAAGGCAGGCGUUCAACAUCUCAUGCAUUGAACGCUGUAUAUGAUUGGUUUACACACUUUGGCUGCUGGUUUGUUUGCAUCUGACUAUCUAGAUCUAAGCGUUUUCUGUAGCCGUUUUUUUUUUUUGUCGUCAGCUACUUGUGAUGAACCCCCCGAAUUCCGCUGGGAAACUGCUUGGAAACAAUGUAACGCUUUGCAAGCAUCUUUCAGCUAGAGUUUAGUAGUCCCUGAAGACUUCC